This is a messenger RNA of Striga hermonthica, 1875 nucleotides long. Lineage: Eukaryota; Viridiplantae; Streptophyta; Magnoliopsida; Lamiales; Orobanchaceae. The record is from the annotation of a GenBank genome assembly.
AUGGAUGCCAGAUUUCACAACUUGGGAUUUGCCACUAACCCACAGCCAAACGCAUUCAAGAAUUUGUGCAAUUCCAUACAAACAGGAGGAAGUGAAGCGGAUGUCAUGUACUGUGCCGACACAACCCUACGGCUAGAUUCGCCUGGUUUCCCAAGCCCUUUCACCCCCGCCCCAAAGGGAGUCAAACGCAAGUGGGGCGCCGCAGGUGGCCCUUCGAACCAUCUUUUUGAGUCCUCACUGAAUCUCCGCCUUGGUCACUCCUCAAGUUCCUCUGAAAGCAAGGGCAGCACGGGAACCGCGUGCACCUCGAUGUCCAAGGAAACUGAGGAGGAGUCAUCUAUGGACAUUGAGCUGGACUUCUCUCUCCACCUCGGUGGUGAUAACAAGUCAUCUGUUCUGGAGAAGUCUACCAGCUGGGAUUUAAAAUCGCCUGAUGCGUCUCCUGUGGUUGAUCUGCAAUUGUGCCUCUCGAGCGGGCCCGCCAUUUCCGAUAUCACGCUCCUCCACCCGAGUCCAAGCACUCCGAGCAUCAUCACGAACACGCACACAGGCUUUGGGAAAACAAGCCAGAUAUCAGCGGGCCGCUCAUCGAGUGUAGUAACAACACCGAAUAGCUCAGUCACCUGUUCUUCCGGGAUACUAACUACUCAGUCACGGCAGGCGCGUAGCACUAGCACCAAACAAUGUCAGUACCAGGGUUGUUCCAAGGGGGCGAGAGGGGCGUCUGGCUUCUGCAUCGCCCACGGUGGGGGUCGCAGGUGCCAGCGGCCUGACUGCGGCAAGGGGGCCGAGGGCCGGACAGCCUUCUGCAAGGCCCACGGCGGUGGCCGGCGGUGCGAGUUCCUGGGGUGCACCAAAAGCGCGGAGGGGCGCACUGACUUCUGCAUCGCCCACGGUGGGGGGCGGCGGUGCAGCCACGAGGGGUGCACUAAGGCCGCCCGGGGGAAGUCUGGGCUUUGCAUCCGCCACGGCGGCGGCAAGCGGUGCAGGAUGGAGGGCUGCACGAGGAGCGCCGAGGGCCUGUCUGGCCUCUGCAUCUCCCACGGUGGGGGCCGCCGGUGUCAGCACCCUGGUUGCGGGAAAGGGGCCCAGGGGAGCACUAUGUUCUGCAAGGCCCACGGUGGUGGGAAGAGGUGCUCUUAUCCGGACUGCAAAAAGGGCGCGGAGGGAAGCACGCCCUUCUGCAAGGGACACGGAGGGGGAAAGCGGUGCUCAUUCGAGGGGGGUGGGGUGUGCCCAAAGAGCGUCCACGGGGGGACACUCUACUGUGUGGCCCACGGGGGAGGGAAAAGGUGCGCAGCCCCCGGGUGCACUAAGAGCGCGCGGGGGAGGACUGACUUCUGCGUGCGUCAUGGCGGGGGAAAGAGGUGCAGCCAUGAGGGGUGUGGGAAGAGCGCCCAAGGCAGCACCGACUUCUGUAAAGCGCAUGGCGGCGGGAGGCGGUGCAUGUGGGGCCACGUGGGUUGUGAGCAUGGGGCAGGGGAUGUGCCUUGUGGUGCCUUUGCAAGGGGCCGAACAGGGCUCUGUGUAUCCCAUGGGGCACUUGUGCAGGACAGGAGGGUUCACGGUGGGGCGACUGUGGGAGCUGGCUCUCAGGGUUCUAAGGCCGAUGGGAAUUGUGUCUUUGUGGGUGAGGGAGCGAGUUUGGGUGGUAUUGUGGCUUAUGCUGAAUUUGGUUCCGAGCAGACGGCUGGUCUCCCUGUUGGAAGCAACAGUGUGUCGACGGGUAAGGUACCGGAGGGAAGGGUGCAUGGAGGGAAUCUGAUGGCGAUGAUUACUGGGAAUCAUGGUUUCGGCUUUAGUGGUUCCAACAAAGGCAUAGAAGGCCCAUCUGGGCCUGGGGAGUCUGUAAUGACGCAUCGGACCUGGAUGUGA